AUGAACACCAACAUCAGCACCGACAAGAAGCCCAAGAUACUCAGGGCCUGCGAUGGCUGUCGGAAGAGGAAGGCUAGGUGCGAUGGACCGCAGCGCUAUCCGCUUCCGUGCAGCAACUGCAGAAACGAGGAUUGCACCUACGAAAAUCCAGCAGAGAAAAAAGGAUACUCAGUGCACUACGUAAGGGAUCUUGAGGCCAAGGUACGGCGCUACGAAUCGAUAUUAGCCCAGCUGUCUUCCGAGUACACGGCAGAAGAUAGUCCGUCCAGCGACUACUCAACACAGCAGAAGCGCAAAUUCGAUGGCCCUAUAGCUUCCACAAGCUCCCGCCAACCGAACUUUGUUUCUCCCACAGACAACGAUAAACUGGACAAAGAAAUGGCACUCAAGAUUGGCUGUAUGUUUUUAGCGCCCGAAAGUGAACCUGGGAAGGUGACUGACGUUAGGCACCCUUUUAAUCGACGAUUCUACGGCAAAUCGUCCCUUAGAGGGCUCGUCGAGCGCGUAAAUCUUUACACGGGUGCCACACCCGACACUCUCCUUUCCGGAAAGAGGCGAGCGUAUUGGCGUGAAGACUGGGACAGGGAGCUACUUCCUCAAUUUACUAAACCGGAUUAUACCCACGAAGAUUUUGGUAAUGAGCAGUUAAUGUACGAGCUGGUCAAUAUGUACUUCAGGAAAGUGAAUAUGUCAUUACCCAUUCUUGAUCAAACUCACUUCGUUGCCCAAAUUCCUGCGCGUAAACUAGAGAGGGAGUUUGGCAGCCUUUUGAUGAUGGUUUGCGCAGUUGGAAGCCAGUACAUGAAAGCAGACGACGAGCGCGUGCUGCCCCCAGGUCGCCCUGAUCCCUUGUUCGCCGGGCACGCAUUUUUCGAGAUAGCCAAGACGAAGAUGAAAGAUUUCACCGUAUCAGUAGCAACAAUCGAGGACAUCCAAGCACUCAUCCUUCUCCAGACAUUCCUGAAAGCCAGUGUCUAUCCCAAGAGUAGCUUCAUCAUUCACGCAUACACCAUCAUGCACGCGCAAGAUAUAGGACUCCACUGUGAUUGGUUUUCAUAUACCGACGACUCACACCAACGAGAGGUUCGCAGGAGAACUAUAUGGGCACUAUUUUUGGCUGAUGUUGCUGCCGCAGCUGCCCUGGGCAGAAAUCAACUGUUGCCCGAUUUGUCUAUUGAAGUUGACCGCCCCUCGGCUGGCGGAUAUGGUGAGAACGACUACAAAAGCAGGUUAAGUGUCGUUUACAUGAACAAACUGAUUGACCUGUACAAGCUCCUCGCAAGCAUACUCGAAUCAAUAUACAGACUCAAGAAAGAUACAACUCAAGGUGACUUCAAAAUGAGUCUUUCAGACAUCGCCGCACUCAAUUCGCGUCUGAAUGAAUGGCUGAAUGAUAUGCCGACUGAGCUACGCGGCGACUCAGAAGAAGAUGAAGAAAUUGUUCAAUUGAGGAGUAAUAUAAAGUUGGGCUUUUUUGUCACUCAAAUUUUCGUCUACAAAACCUUCCUACCAAACCCGCAAUCCACUGAGGAGUCAAAUUUCAGACUUACGAGCUUGGUAAUUUGUGGCAAUGCAGCUAGGUCGAUUAUCUCUAUCUACAAGAAGCUGCUGCUCGACAAACCGAGCGAAUUUGGGAUAUGUCCAUACGAUAUUUCGAAUUGGAGUGCAUUCUCGGCGACAAUCGUACUCAUAAUCAGCUUUUGCGAAGGAAGAAAAAAGGGCAUAUUUAACAGCAACGAUCUCGAAUAUAUUCAUAUCGGUAUUAGUAAUCUACGCGCGCGGGAGUCAAAAGAUAUGCUUAGCGGGAGAGCAGUCGAUAUACUUUUGCAGACGGUACGGAGCGCUGACCUACCUAUGGACAAAGCGUUCAUGCGCACACAGGCAGACUUAUCGCGUGACACGGGCGGACUCAAAAGUGAGCAUUUUUCAGUGCCUGAGGUGCAAGAUGGCAGCGAAAUUUAUGAACAAGAGGCUAUCUACCAAAAUGAUCUAAACUUCUCAGAUAUGAUGCAGCAGAUGCAAGUUGAUAGCCUAGAUAGUAACUUCUUCGGGGAUGAAGAUUUGGACGGCAUUUUGCCAUCGCUGGACAGCACCUCAGGCGACCACUGGUCUGGGCUGCUGAGCACUAUGUUUAAUGGUAGUCAAUUUGUGUGA
Messenger RNA from Wallemia ichthyophaga EXF-994, 2154 nucleotides. Its product is annotated as Thiamine repressible s regulatory protein thi1. The transcript is spliced from 3 exons. Lineage: Eukaryota; Fungi; Basidiomycota; Wallemiomycetes; Wallemiales; Wallemiaceae. Gene Ontology annotation, biological process: DNA-templated transcription; regulation of DNA-templated transcription. The coding region runs from base 1 to 2154 and encodes 717 amino acids. Gene Ontology annotation, molecular function: zinc ion binding; DNA-binding transcription factor activity, RNA polymerase II-specific; DNA binding. The record is from RefSeq and is a predicted model, not a curated record.